UCAGUCUCCGCUCUCUCUCUCUCUCUCUCUCGAUCUCGAUCUCGAUCGACUAUGCUAUCGCUUCUUGUUCCAGUCCUCUUGCUAAUCCUCAUCCUCCUCUCAAAAUUCACAUACUCCUAUCUAUGGAUCCCACUAAAGCUACAGCGCCACUUCACGGAGCAAGGCCUCCGGGGCCCCGGCUACCGUCUGAUCCUCGGCAACACGGCGGAGAUCAAGCGCCUGUUCGCAGAGGCUCAGUCGAAGUCCAUGCCCUUUGACCACAGGAUCCUCCGCAGGGCGGCUCCUUUCUACCACCACUGGUCCGUCGAGUAUGGGAAGACUUUUGUUUACUGGUUCGGCUCGAGGCCGAGGUUGGCAAUCUCAGAUCCGGACAUGAUCAAGGAGGUCCUGAUGAACACGGGCGGGUCGUACGGAAGGAUCGGGUUCAACCCGCAGGCCAGGGUGCUGUUCGGGCAAGGCCUUGUUGGGCUGGUGGGCGAGAAGUGGGCCGUUCACCGGCGGAUCGCCAACCAAGCCUUCACUAUGGAGAGAGUCAAGGGUUGGAUCCUGGAGAUCGUGGCGAGUACGGCCAAUAUGCUGGAGAUGUGGGAGGAGGUACGAGGAGGAAGAGAGGAAUUCGAGGUGGAGGUGCUGAAGGAGCUCCACGGACUCUCGGCAGACAUCAUCUCAAGGACUGCUUUUGGAAGCAGCUUCGAAGAGGGCAAGCGCAUAUUCGCCUUGCAGGAGCAGCAGAUGCACCUCUUCUCUCAAGCCAUCCGAAGCAUCUACAUUCCUGGCUUUAGGUUCCUGCCAACUCAAAAGAAUAGGGAGAGAUGGAGACUGGAGAAGGAAACACGGGACUCGAUCCGGAAGCUGAUCCAGAACAACUCAAAAUCAAGAGAGAAUUCGUCCAAUCUCCUGGCUCUCCUAACAUCCUCGUACGAAGAAGAGAGAUUAGGAGUGGAGGAAGUCAUAGACGAAUGUAAGACUUUUUACUUUGCGGGAAAAGAAACGACUGGCACACUCCUCACUUGGGCGCUUCUCCUUCUGGCGAAGCACCAGGAGUGGCAGGACAAGGCCCGGGAAGAAGUGAUCCGUGUUUGCGGGAAAACCGGGCUUCCAGCUGCAGAGAAUCUGAACGAGCUCAAGAUCGUAACAGUGGUAUUGAAUGAAACACUCCGACUGUACCCUCCUGUUGUGAUGAUAAUGAGGAAAACCUGUAAAGAUGUGAAGCUAGGAGACCUUCAAAUUCCGGCAGAGACACAGCUCUACUUGGCCACAACUGCUGUACAUCACGACCCUGAGAUAUGGGGCGAAGACGCGGAUGAGUUCAACCCGGCAAGAUUCACAAAGGCCAGAAAGCACCUGGCCUCGUUCGUCCCAUUCGGGCUUGGCCCCAGAAUCUGUGUGGGCCAGACCUUGGCCAUGGCUGAGGCCAAGGUUGCUCUGGCCAUGGUGGUCAAGCGAUUUGCUUUCGAGGUGUCGCCGUCUUACGUUCAUGCUCCCAUGCUUUUUGUGACCUUGCAGCCUCAGUAUGGAGCACAGAUCAUCUUCAGGAGGACUAAUGUUUGAUUCUUGUUCUUGUCCUUCCUUUUUGUUUCUGGGACUUCUGUUUGCAACAUAGUCACAUAGAAUAAGGGAGGACAGUCCUUCCAGUCUUUGGA
Messenger RNA from Rhodamnia argentea, 1643 nucleotides. RefSeq names its product cytochrome P450 734A1-like. The record is from RefSeq and is a predicted model, not a curated record. Gene Ontology annotation, molecular function: monooxygenase activity; iron ion binding; heme binding. Lineage: Eukaryota; Viridiplantae; Streptophyta; Magnoliopsida; Myrtales; Myrtaceae.